This is a messenger RNA of Sitodiplosis mosellana (orange wheat blossom midge), 1656 nucleotides long. RefSeq lists its product as uncharacterized. The record is from RefSeq and is a predicted model, not a curated record. Lineage: Eukaryota; Metazoa; Arthropoda; Insecta; Diptera; Cecidomyiidae. The transcript is spliced from 2 exons. Bases 336 to 1589 code for a protein of 417 amino acids.
CAAUGACAAUCUAAAAAGAACGCCACAGAAUAUUUUGAUUCCUGCGGCUAUUUUUAGUCACUCUUAAUUUUGGUCAGUCAAAUCAGGUUUACUGCAAAUCUUCUGCAAAUUGUUAUAUGAGGAAAAAGAACAUCGAAACAGAAUUGAAAAUGUGCACGAAAUUUUAUUACCGCCUCUUGAUAUAAAUACGGCUUGAAAUAUAUCAUGUGUAGUUUAAUGGUGCAUAUCAUCUGUGGAGUAAGUUGAGAGAUUGCAUUUCGUUCGAUUCAUUCUACAAAAAAAAAAGUUUCAAGAAGUAUAGUAACUGUGAAAUUGGUAAACUCAAGUUAAGCAAAAUGUCGUCUGAAUCCAUAACAAAACUUUUACAUCAAGUGGCGAAAAACCAAGGAUUUUCUGAUUAUGAAAUUAAAACAAAAACUGGAUCAAACCAUGGUGAUAAUUUUGUAGGUGUUAUGACUGCUAUCACAUUAUCUGGCACAAAGGGAUUAAAUGGCAACGGUGCGCGUCAAGAGUUGCAUUUGAUUUGUAAAACACCUCCAGCAGACGAAGCACGGAAAAAGCUGCUCAGAUCGGACUUAGUGUUUGAUCGUGAAAUUUAUACUUAUUCAAAAUUGCUGCCUGCAUUCGUUCGAUUCCAACAAGAGCAAGGACUUAGUGAAGUGGAUGCGUUUUCAUCAUUUCCCAAAGUUUACGCGAGUGAAGCAAAAAAUGGCAGUUAUAUAUUGAUUAUGGAAGAUAUGAAAUCCAAAAACUAUGAAAUGUGGCCCAGAGAAAAUAUCAUUGCACUCGAUCAUGAGCUAUCGAUUAUGCGUGAGCUCGGCAAAUUUCACGCGUGUUCAUUUGCUUUGAAAGAUCAACGACCACAUGAAUUUGAUGAAUUUAAAGGAUUGAAAGACAUUUUUAUUGAUGUUGCUAUCAAGGGAUUGUUUGGAUCAUACAUAGAGAAGUCAGUUGAAAGAGCGGCUGAUACACUAAAAAAUCCGAAAUACAAAGAAUAUAUGCUAAAUCUACGGAAAAAUUAUGCAAGCAAAGUCGAACAUUAUUUAUCUGAAGCACUCUCUAACGAUUUCGGUGUCAUCGGACAUGGAGACUGCUGGAACAACAAUUUUUUAUUUCAGAAUCCUGAUGGUGAUAAAAAUCGAUUGGAAUCAGUGUGUUUCUUGGAUUGGCAAUUCGUACGCUUUUGUUCACCAGCGAUUGAUUUGCUCUAUAACAUAUUCUCUUCGACUGAUAAGGAAUUCCGUGAUCAACACUAUGAAAAGCUGUUGCAAACGUACUAUGCAUCAUUGAGCAAAACUAUUCAAAGGCUUGGCAGUGAUCCAAAUAAACUCUUCAGCUAUGAACAGUUGCAAGCACAACUUCGAAAAUUCGGUGAAAUUGCAUUAUUGUUCGCUCCGAUGUUGAUGCUCGUGAAAUUAGUGAAGCCAGAGCACAUAAAACCGAUGGGAGAAUAUGCGUCAGGCGUUGAACGGGGCGAGGAAACGGAUUUAAUAAAUGAACUCGAUGAAGAAACACAAGCUGAGUUCAGUAGGCUGGUUAACGAGCUAUUCAGUGAUCUUGUGGGUUUGGGAUACAUACAUUUACAGUAAUUUGGUCGACGAAUUUUUAUAUUAUUGAAAAAAAAAAAUAAUUGAAUAAAAGGAUACGUUAAACACA